GCUCUGGGAACAAAGUGACAUCUCUAGAAACCAAAAUGAACAAACAGCUGUUGGACCUGAAAACAUAUCAUUCCACCUUGCUCCUUCAUCUGAAGCACUUCUCAGGGGAUCUGCGCACCCUGUCUUGUCAGAUGGCGUUCUUCCGCAGCAACGGCACAGAGUGCUGCCCGGUUAACUGGCUGGAGCAUGGAGGCAGCUGCUACUGGUUCUCUCGCUCUGGGAAGACCUGGCCGGAGGCUGAGAAGUACUGCCGGCUGGAGAACGCCCACCUGGUGGUCAUCAACACCAGGGAGGAGCAGAAAUUCAUUACACAACACACGGAGCCCUUCCAUACCUGGAUAGGCCUCACUGACAGUGAUGGCACCUGGAGAUGGGUGGAUGGCACAGACCAUAGGCUUAACUACAGGAACUGGGCUCCCUUGCAGCCAGACGACUGGACGGGGCACGAGGUGGGUGGAACUGAGGACUGUGCGGAGAUGAGGCCGGAUGGCCGCUGGAACGACGACUUCUGCCUGCAGAUGUACCGCUGGGUGUGUGAGAUGAAGUUGAACAUCACGGGCUAG
Talpa occidentalis (Iberian mole) is the source of this 563-nucleotide messenger RNA. RefSeq names its product asialoglycoprotein receptor 2-like. Gene Ontology annotation, molecular function: signaling receptor activity. The record is from RefSeq and is a predicted model, not a curated record. The transcript is spliced from 5 exons. The coding region runs from base 36 to 563 and encodes 175 amino acids. Lineage: Eukaryota; Metazoa; Chordata; Mammalia; Eulipotyphla; Talpidae.